Messenger RNA from Penicillium antarcticum, 1680 nucleotides. It is a transcript of the gene nfr1, whose product is annotated as putative AIF-like mitochondrial oxidoreductase (Nfrl). Bases 1 to 1680 code for a protein of 559 amino acids. NCBI's taxonomy places the organism in Eukaryota, Fungi, Ascomycota, Eurotiomycetes, Eurotiales, Aspergillaceae. Gene Ontology annotation, molecular function: 2 iron, 2 sulfur cluster binding; flavin adenine dinucleotide binding; oxidoreductase activity, acting on NAD(P)H. The record is from RefSeq and is a predicted model, not a curated record. Gene Ontology annotation, cellular component: cytoplasm. The transcript has 3 exons.
AUGGCACAAGAAUACAAACUAAAGGAUAUUACCUCUUUUGCUGCCCUCAACUCCACUGACAAAGCUGAGUUCGAGAUCGAGGGUAUCGCAGAUGGAAAGGUUCUCCUCAUCAAGCUUGAUGAUAAAGUGCACGCUCUCUCUCCUCGGUGUAGCCAUUAUGGUGCACCCUUGAAGAACGGUGUUGUUACCAGUGACGGAAGAAUUACCUGUCCAUGGCAUGGAGCCUGUUUCAAUGUCACAACUGGAGACGUCGAAGAUGCUCCCGCACCCAACGCUCUGAAUAAAUUCGAAGUCUUUGAAAAAGAGAAUGCAGUCUAUAUUCGUGCCAGAGAGGAAGAUGUCAAAGCGGGACAACGCAACCCAGUGACGAAAUGCAACGUGUCAAAGCCCGAGGAGAAGGUCAUUGUCGUUGGAGGCGGAAGCGGAACCCUAGGCCUAAUCCAAGCCCUCCGCGAAUUGAAAUACCCCGGCCAAAUAACAAUCAUCUCACAGGAACCAGACCUGAUAAUUGAUCGAACAAAGCUGUCCAAAGCCCUAAUCGCCGACCCAGCCAAGAUCCAGUGGCGUUCGAAAGAAUGGUACACCGAAGCUGCCAUCGAAACCCUAAACGAAGAAGUGACCUCCGUGGACUUCAACUCCAAAUCCGUGUCUACAAAGUCCGGCAAGAACCUGACCUAUUCGAAACUCGUCCUGGCAACAGGUGGAAUACCACGUACACUCCCACUACCCGGAUUUAAGGGUGAAUUGGACAAUAUCUUCACGCUGCGGGGGAUCAAAGACGUACAAGACAUCCUCGCCGCAGCCAACACUACCACCAAGGAAAAGAAAAACAUCGUGGUAAUCGGCAGUUCCUUCAUCGGAAUGGAAGUAGGCAACGCCCUCUCAAAAGACCACAACGUGACAAUAAUCGGCAUGGAAAGCGCCCCAAUGGAAAGAAUAAUGGGCGAAAAAGUCGGCCGAAUCUUCCAAUCAAACUUAGAAAAGAACAACAUAUCUUUCAAGCUAAACGCCAGCGUGGACAAGGCCACUCCAUCCCCAUCGUCCACCUCCUCCGUAGGUGAAAUCCACCUAAAAGACGGAACAGCCAUACCAGCCGACCUAGUAAUCCUAGGCGUGGGAGUACGUCCAGCAACUGAUUUCCUAUCCUCAAACAAGGAUAUCACCCUCGAAAAAGACGGGUCGAUCAAAACAGCAUCCCAUUUCCUCGUUGAUUCACUCAGCGAGAAUGAAUCCGUCUUCGCAAUUGGCGAUAUAGCAACAUACCCCUACUUCGGGCCGGGCUCUCAAUCAAACGGAGGAAGUCCAAUAAGAAUCGAACAUUGGAACGUAGCCCAAAAUGCCGGACGAGCAGCUGCGCGGGCGAUAGUGCAUGCGCGGCAUUCGCCUAUCUCGUCUCUUCCAGUGAAGAAUUUUGUUCCUGUUUUCUGGAGUGCGCUCGGUGCGCAGCUGCGGUAUUGUGGAAAUGGGGCUGUGAACGGGGGGUAUGAUGAUGUUGUGUUCCGGGAUGCUGGGGAGGGCAAGUUUGUCGCGUUUUAUACAAAGGGAGAUGUUGUUGUUGCUGUUGCUACUAUGGGGGUUGAUCCUGUUAUGGUUAAGUCGGCAGAGUUGAUGCGUGGGGGGAGGAUGUUGGGGAAGAAGGAGAUUGAGGAGGGUGGUGAUGUCUUGGCUGUCAAGAUUUGA